This is a messenger RNA of Bufo gargarizans (Asiatic toad), 2107 nucleotides long. RefSeq names its product putative ferric-chelate reductase 1. Lineage: Eukaryota; Metazoa; Chordata; Amphibia; Anura; Bufonidae. The transcript has 14 exons. The record is from RefSeq and is a predicted model, not a curated record. Gene Ontology annotation, molecular function: oxidoreductase activity, acting on metal ions. The coding region runs from base 1 to 2079 and encodes 692 amino acids.
AUGGGAGGAUUAGAGCAGUGGUGCAAGGAGCUACGGAAGGAAAAACAGAUGAAAGUUUUUGUGUUUCGAGUUUUGAUUUUUGGAUUUCUGGUCUCGCACGUGUCCACAUAUAGCAAUGGACUGGUCUAUAAAGCAUGUAACACAAUGACGCCACAACAUGGCGUCUCUGCACAGACAACAGAGCCGCCAUACAGUGUGUUUGCUUCUAGCCACACAUACAGACCUGCAGAAGAAAUCACAGUCACUCUGCAGGCAAGUCCUGAAACAUAUUUCGAAGGGUUUCUCCUUCAAGCACGCAGUAUACCAGAAAAUGAAAUUGUUGGCCAUUUCAUUGUGACAGACCCUAAAUCUAGAAAUCUCACUUGUGCUGAGAAUGUGGUUUCCAACCCUAACUCCAACACAACAAGCAGCCCAAUUGUGCCGUCUACUGCUGCUUCCAACACAACAAACAGCCCCAUUGUGCCGUCUACUGCUGCUUCCAACACAACAAACAGCCCCAUUGUGCCGUCUACUGCUGCUUCCAACACAACAAACAGCCCCAUUGUGCCGUCUACUGCUGCUUCCAACACAACAAACAGCCCCAUUGUGCUGUCUACUGCUGCUUCCAACACAACAAGCAGCCCAAUUGUGCCGUCUACUGCUGCUACCAACACAACAAGCAGCCCAAUUGUGCCGUCUACUGCUGCUUCCAACACAACAAGCAGCCCAAUUGUGCCGUCUACUGCUGCUUCCAACACAACAAACGGCCCCAUUGUGCCGUCUACUGCUGCUUCCAACACAACAAACAGCCCCAUUGUGCCGUCUACUGCUGCUUCCAACACUUCAAGUGCCAGUAGUUCAGUACCUCCGAGUUCUCUUUCGUCCAGCCAUCCUCCUCCUCCUACUUACAUUUCCAGUGAGACUUGCGGUACACAGAAGAUUUGCCUCAGCAGUCCUUCUGACUGUGACCCCUCCAAAAGUAGUAACUGCUUCUUUAUGUCCUCUGCUAUGACUGAUGACGGUGCAUAUAAUUUUGAGAUCAGCGGCCUUUCUGGAGGAUAUGUUUCAAUUGGCUUUUCAGAUGACCAGCUCAUGGGAGAAGAUGACGUAUACAUCUGUGGGAUAAAUUCAAAUGGACAAGUAGAAAUCCAGCAUGCCUACACUGAAGGAAGGAAAACACCUCUCAGUUUACCUUUGGGUAAUGUAAAUGUCAGCAUGACAUCAUUCACCAGCGGCGUGAUACAAUGUUCUUUCACUUCAAGAAAUCAGAUCUCAACGCAACUUCCUGCCCGCCAAGCCCGAUCCAGUAACAGUUCUGAUACGUACUACAUAUUAUUUGCUUAUGGAUCUGCUGAAAACGGAAGAAUCCGAUUUCAUGGGCCAGGUGUAUUCUCCAGUGACACCAAAAUUAAUCUCGCUGUAGCUUCCAAUGUGACUCAGAAAGAGUACAGCACGCCCAUAAUGGUAAAGACGCACGGGGCCCUCAUGCUUAUUGCUUGGAUGACUACAGGAAGUUUAGGGAUGAUUAUUGCUCGAUAUUUCAAAACUGCUGCAAAGAAACCAAUUUUGGGCAAAGCACUUUGGUUCCAGGCUCACCUAGUGUUCAUGGUUUUGACAGUGGCUGCAACAAUAGUGGCAUUUGUAUUAUCAUUUGUACAAGCUAAAGGAUGGGUGUACUAUGUCAGCACUCAUGCUAUUCUUGGGUGCAUUGUGAUGAUUCUGGCCUUUUUCCAACCCAUAAUUGCCUUUUUUCGACCUUCACCAGAGAGCAAGCAGAGAUACAUUUUUUAUUGGUUUCAUGUAGCCAAUGCCCUGGUGAUGAAAGUCUUGGCAGUGGCAAAUCUUUUCCUGGGCUUUCAGUUCAUCGAUCAGAGACUCGGAUGGAUGGUUAAAGUCAUGGGAGGCUUUGUUGGCUGGGGAGCUUUAACCGUCAUUUGCUUUGAGAUCAAUGCUUAUCUAGCCAGGAAAGAAAUGAAUAAAUUAGCAGACAAGGAAAGCAAAGAAGCCUCGGUGAAAUCAGAGGUUUAUCUGCUAAUUAUCUACCUGUGUGGGAACCUGGCAUUCCUGAUUACAUUGCUUGUGGGAAUUGGACUGUCAUAGGAGAGAUAAUAAUCAGAUUGAGCACAUG